Molecule: messenger RNA, 930 nt
Organism: Poeciliopsis prolifica (blackstripe livebearer)
Lineage: Eukaryota; Metazoa; Chordata; Actinopteri; Cyprinodontiformes; Poeciliidae
Product: olfactory receptor 11A1-like
Exons: 1
Coding region: 1-930 (309 amino acids)
Biological process (GO): G protein-coupled receptor signaling pathway
Cellular component (GO): membrane
Molecular function (GO): G protein-coupled receptor activity; olfactory receptor activity
Source: RefSeq, a predicted model, not a curated record
AUGAUGACAAACUCUUCUGAGGUUUUAUUCUUUUUCCUGACUGCUUAUAUUGACUCUGGGGUUCUGGUGUAUUUAUAUUUCACUGUUGUCUUGUUUUUGUAUAUUUUAAUCAUUGUUUCCAACGUCCUGCUGAUCACAGUGAUCUGUGUGAAGCGGAGCUUACAUGAACCCAUGUACAUGUUCCUCUGCAGCCUGUUUGUGAAUGAACUGUACGGCAGCUCAGGCUUGUUUCCCUUCCUGCUGGUUCAGAUCCUCUCUCAUCUUCACUCAGUUGCUGCUCCGUUCUGCUUGCUUCAGGUUUUUAUCGUCCAUUCAUACGGGGCUGUUGAAUUUCUAAGCCUAGCUGUCAUGUCGUAUGACCGCUACCUCGCUAUCUGCUACCCUCUGCAGUACAACGCCAGGAUGACACCAACAAAGAUUGCAGCGCUCAUCGCUGUGAGCUGGCUGUAUCCAUUUGUGGUGAUGUCCUUUUCUAUGACUCUGAUACCGGUGAAGCUGUGCAGGAACCAGAUUAACAAAGUCUACUGUGACAUGCACUCUCUGGUCAAACUGGCCUGUUCAGACGCUGCAUUAACCAACAUUUAUGGACUCAUUGCUACGUUCAGCACCAUCUUCAUCUCUUUGCUCCUGAUCCUCUACAGCUACACCAAGAUCCUGGUUGUGUGUUUCUCUGGGUCCAAACAGACCCGUCAGAAGGCUGUGAACACCUGCACACCUCACCUGGCCUCCAUCCUAAACUUCACCUGUGCUGGAAGUUUUGAGGUUUCCCAGAGCAGAUUUGAUAUGAGUUUUCUGCCAAACGUUCUGCGGAUUUUUCUGUCGCUUUACUUCCUGACUGCUCAGCCUCUUUUUAACCCAAUGAUGUACGGCCUGAAGAUGUCAAAAAUCAGAAACAUUUGUAAAAGUCUAAUUAUGAAUACAGACUACUGA